Molecule: messenger RNA, 984 nt
Organism: Aegilops tauschii subsp. strangulata
Lineage: Eukaryota; Viridiplantae; Streptophyta; Magnoliopsida; Poales; Poaceae
Source: RefSeq, a predicted model, not a curated record
CUGACGCCCCCCCGUCUCUUAUAAGCCAGAAUUUUCUCUCGCCUCUCCAUCCCUCCACUGGCCUCCCCUCUCUCCUCCGAUCUUUUUCUCUCGUCCCGGCCCGUUGUUCCCUCCCCUCCUCUCGUUCGGCCUCUCUGCCCUGCGAAGUUACCAUCCUGCCCUUGGUGGGCCCCACGGCCAUCAAUCUCCUGGAGAUUUUUUUUUCCUCCUCCCAAUUGUUUUUAUUUGUUUCUUUUCUUUGCCUCCUCCACAUACAUACAUAUCCCGUCACCAGAAACCGCUUUCCUCUCCAUCGACGGCUCCCCUCGGCUGGUGCUGCUGACGUGGCGAGGUCCCGGCCGUCGAUAUGUCGCUGAGCGAGAAGCUGGAAGCGGCGCGUAUCGCCCUGGGCAAGCGCAAGGAGCGGGAGCUGCAGCAGCUGGGCCCCGCCCCGGCCCCGGCCCUAGCCCCAGCGCCUGCCGCUGCGACUAAAGCCGAGCUGUCCAAGCCGGCUCGGGCCGGCAACAACAACAAGCUGCUAGCCGGGAACCUGGCCCACGAGUUCCUGACCCACGGCACGCUCCUGGGCCGCCGGAUCGAGCCGAGCCAUCACCACCAACCCGCUGCCGCGGCCGCCUCCCCGCGGCCCGAGCCCGAGCCGAAGAGGAGGUACGCGGAGCUGUCCUGGCUGCUCAUGACGAACGGGGCCCACAUCCCCGGCGUCGUCAACCCCACGCAGCUCGGCCGCUGGCUCCAGAUAAAGGAGUGACGCCGGCGGCCGCCGCCCCCAUCGGCGCCCAGAAGAACCACCACCACCAGGAGGAGGAGGAAGGGCCGCAGCACAUCAAGACAAAGCGGUUUCGUCGUUCGCCUCGCCUCUCCCAUCCCCUCCCCUUGUCUUCUUUCUUAGAUCUAGCGAGAAAACUUGUUGCUGUUGCUGUUGUACUUAGCGCUAUCCGUUCGAUGCAUUGGCACUGCUAGUCUUUAAUUUCUUCUACCGUAUCA